AUGGCUUCCUCCGGCUCUCUCCACCCCACCCUCCUCGUGCUGCUCCUGCUCACAGUCGCCGCCACCGCGUCGACGACCACGACGUUCGUCCGGGCGGGAGCUCCUCCUGCCGACCUCGCCGAGCGGCUGCAGGGAGUGGGGCAGCAGCAGUGCUGGGAGAUUCUGAUGGACAUCAGGUCGUGCACGGGGGAGAUCAUCCUCUUCUUCCUCAACGGCGAGGCGUACCUGGGGCCCGGGUGCUGCCGCGCCAUCCGCGCCAUCGAGCAGCGCUGCUGGGCCGCCGACGCCAUGCUGUCCGUCAUCGGGUUCACCGCGGAGGAGGGGGACAUGCUCAAGGGCUACUGCGACGCGGGCGACGACGGCAACGCCGGCAAGGGACAGCGCCAUGGCAUCCGAGGGACCCUGGCCGCUGCGGCGGUUGUCGCGGGAAGGAAAGGGCUUGGUGCCCCAUGAUUCCAUGAAGCUGAGUCUGAAGCCAAGUGUGUGUCCACGUCCACGUACGUCGUGUAGGUUGGUUCUCGUGAGUCGUGACUCCUGAGAUGCUUCACGAGUUCAUGUGAUCUUGUUGCGAAGCUGGGAGGCGAGUGGUUUCUCUGGGUUUUGUUCGUGUAACCCAAUCGAGUUGCCUAUCGUUAACCCCAGCAAGGCUCGAAUAAUAGUU
Molecule: messenger RNA, 661 nt
Organism: Triticum dicoccoides
Lineage: Eukaryota; Viridiplantae; Streptophyta; Magnoliopsida; Poales; Poaceae
Product: egg cell-secreted protein 1.1-like
Exons: 1
Coding region: 1-453 (150 amino acids)
Biological process (GO): double fertilization forming a zygote and endosperm
Source: RefSeq, a predicted model, not a curated record